AAAACGCCAUUGAUAUCUGCAGACAUCUUUCAGAACUUUUUCAACACCUGUUUUCUCUUCACCCUCCAUUCGUCUCCCUUCUCUUUGCCACUCUCAUCACCUUUCUCAAAGCUAACCCUAGUUAAAAUUCUCUAAACCCAACCCACAUGAAUCCACAUUACUUAACUAUACCCUCACCCAGAAACCCUACCCUUGUUAUUCUCUUUCUAUCUUUCAAGAUUUUUCUUUAUACCCACCACCCAAAUCCAUUGUUGUCGCUUUGUGAGAUGAUCAUUAGGGUAAUGUGAGUGUUAUAAUAAUAAAUAUUGGGUGCUAAAGAUCAAAGAUGAAGAAGGAGAAGGAAUGGAAGAAGCACAAAUGUCAAGCGAAUCAGGCUGUGUGAUCAUCAAUUCCUCUUGCUAAAAAUAGAAAAAAGAGAAAGCCCACUUCAAAAGAACCAUGCCAUAAUUCAUCCACCCACUUUCCUCCCAGCUUUCUCUUUAAACUCCCCAUUUCUUGACUGCCGAGCGUCGAUCACCGGUAGUGUUUUGAUCUGAGCUGGCCUGUACAUAGAGACACUGAAAUCCAAACACACACAGCAGUCUGAGAAAGCAAAAAAAGGGAAAGGGAAGGAAAGGAAACGAAGGUUGGGAAGGCUAAUGAUGAAGGAACAAGCGGCGGUUCAUGAGAAACCCGAGGCGCGUGCUUGGGUGGCAGGUGGAGAUGGUGUUGCUGCGGAGGGGGACAAGGUCCGUGGAGGGUCGGAUCGGAGCUGGGUUGGCCAUGGUGGUGACCUUGUUUCUAUGGUGGGUUUUGAUGUUAAAAGGAAGAAAAGAAUGCCAAGACAGAGGAGACAGUCUUCUUCCAUCAACUACCUUUUCUCUUUUCCUAAUACUGUUACUGUUUCUUCUUCUUGCUGUUCAUCUUCUGCUGCUACCACUUCGCACGUGCCUUCCUCCUCCCCUCUGCACCACCUUCCCUCUUUCCCAACACGUGUAAUCGAUCAAAGAAGAUUGAGUUUUCUCUUUCAAAAGGAACUUAAGAACAGUGAUGUAAGCUCUCUCAAGAGGAUGAUACUCCCAAAGAAAGCUGCUGAGGCUCAUCUCCCUAUUCUUGAAUCAAAAGAAGGUAUUUUUAUCAGCAUGGAUGACUUGGAUGGUCUACAUGUUUGGAGCUUCAAAUACAGGUACUGGCCUAAUAACAAUAGCAGAAUGUAUGUACUUGAAAACACUGGGGAUUUUGUUAACACGCACGGAUUACAACUAGGAGACUUCAUCAUGGUGUAUAAAGAUGAUCAAAACCAGAAUUAUGUUAUUCAAGCUAAGAAGGCUUCUGAUGAAGAUGUAUAUGGUAAUAUAUCUACGACUGCUGUUAGCGACAUGUCGCUUAACGAUUACGAUCAAGUUAACAAAUGCAGCUCAUUUUACAUGAACUAUCCAAUGGUAGACAAUACCGGGUUGUCGUUCAUCUACGACACAACUACCAACUUCUCCGACGACUCACCACUUGAUUUUUGGGGUGGAUCACUGACUAACUAUUCAAGAAUGGGGCAUAUGGAAAAUAGCUUUGGAUCAGUGGAGAGCUUUUCGCUUGACGAGUUCAAUUAGGUUUAGUUAAUGUAUAUUAUUAGGUAACUGAAUUUUGUUAAUCAAACUUGGCAGUGCACUGCCUGAAAGUAAAGCAGUGUAGUUUGUCUAAGUGCCUUAUAUAAUGUAAUAAAGAGCAGCAACUAGCAUGCAAGUAUAAUGCUUGUCUUGAAUUUACAAUGUCCAACAAUGCUUGCUUCUUUUGGUCUGAUUUUGAGAAUU
Messenger RNA from Manihot esculenta (cassava), 1787 nucleotides. RefSeq names its product B3 domain-containing transcription factor FUS3. Gene Ontology annotation, molecular function: DNA-binding transcription factor activity; DNA binding. The transcript is spliced from 6 exons. The record is from RefSeq and is a predicted model, not a curated record. Lineage: Eukaryota; Viridiplantae; Streptophyta; Magnoliopsida; Malpighiales; Euphorbiaceae. Bases 639 to 1586 code for a protein of 315 amino acids.